Stegostoma tigrinum is the source of this 3763-nucleotide messenger RNA. Its product is annotated as interferon regulatory factor 2-binding protein 1-like. The record is from RefSeq and is a predicted model, not a curated record. Bases 70 to 1629 code for a protein of 519 amino acids. Gene Ontology annotation, cellular component: nucleus. The transcript has a single exon. Gene Ontology annotation, biological process: regulation of transcription by RNA polymerase II. Gene Ontology annotation, molecular function: transcription corepressor activity; metal ion binding. NCBI's taxonomy places the organism in Eukaryota, Metazoa, Chordata, Chondrichthyes, Orectolobiformes, Stegostomatidae.
CUAGUCUUCCCGCCGCCGCCUCCAGGUUUCGGGGACACAGACGGAGAGAGUCCGCCCGCCAUUGUCCCGAUGGGCUCGGCCCCUCCGCCCGCGGCGUCGGCCUCGUCGCCGUCGUCGUCCCGGCGGCACUCGUGUUACCUGUGCGACUUGCCGCGGAUGCCGUGGGCGAUGAUCUGGGAUUUCUCUCAGGCCGUGUGCCGGGGCUGCGUCAACUACGAGGGAGCGGACCGGAUCGAGCUGGUCAUCGAGCAGACCCGGCACCUGAAGCGGGCCCACGGCCUCCCAGCACCGGGGCCUGCGGCACAGGCCCAGGCCAGGCCCCGGACUCCCCUCCCGCCUCCACCCCCACCCGCUCAUCACCAUCACCGGCUCCUCCUGGGGGACUACCCGGGGCCCGAGGCUCCCCCUCCGCCGCCUCCACCGUCCACCGCCCGGGGCCGCCCGCUCCUAGGCCUCAACCCGCGCUCCGGCCCCCAGCUAGGCCUCGGCCUGGGCCUGGAGUUAGGCCGAGGCCGGCCCGAGUUGGAGAGGGCCCUCCGCGAGAAAGCGGGGCCGCUGCAGCCGCCCGGAGCCGAGGCCGCUCUCUCGGAGCUAGGCCGCGCCCUGAGGCACCGGGCCGAGGAGUGGGCUGGCCGCCCGGCUGCUGUCAGGGACUCGUUGCUCGGCCUUUCCGACUGCGCUCCUUUCCCCCUCCGGCUGCGGACCGAGCCCACCCUCCAGGCCCGGGUCUUGGCCUUUGACGCAGCUGAGCGCUGCCCGGACCGGGCCCUGGAGUUGCGGCUUUUUAUCGAGUAUCCGAGCGGCUCCGGGGCCGUUUACUCCGGCGUGACCGAGGCUGCCCGUCACAUGUUGGCCGACAGCGCCAAGGAAGCGCUGGCCUCAGGCCCGGCCCCGGGCCUCGAAUGCCUCGAGUACGAGAGGAGGCCCGGGGCCGGUGACUGGAGGCCCCUGUCCCAGCUGCUGACCGAGGCCGCCCGCCUCUUCAAGGAGGCUGUGCCCGCCGAGCUCCUGCCCGAGCCUCACUCCGAGCCCGGGCUCAGCAGGCCUCCUCCCCCUUCUCGGCCGCUCGGCCCACCUCGGCGCCGCAAAGCUUCCCCAGAGCCUGAGGCUGGCAAAGGCUUGGCCCCAGGGGACCCCCAGGCCUGGCCACCUGAUGGUCACUCUCCGGCCGGCUCCUCCAGCUCGGUCGCCGAUCCCCUGCUCCCCAAAGAGGCCGUGCACUCCACUACCACGGCCCCCAGCCAGAGCGGCCCGAGGCGCCUGGCUUCCCGCAACGGAGGGGAGGCUGAGCCUGGAGCUGAGCCUCAGCCGCCUCCUCCUGCUGCACCCUCGGCCCAGCCCUCAGCUGCAGCCCCGGACUCCUCCAACAGCCCUCUCUGCUGCACCAUCUGCCACCAGCGACUGGAGGACACCCACUUCGUCCAGUGCCCCUCGGUGCCUGGCCACAAGUUCUGCUUCCCCUGCUCCCGGGAGAGCAUCAAGUCGCAGGGGGCCAACGGCGAGGUCUACUGCCCCAGUGGUGACAAGUGCCCGCUCAUUGGCUCCAACGUGCCCUGGGCCUUUAUGCAGGGAGAGAUUGCCACCAUCCUGGCGGGAGACAUCAAAGUGAAGAAAGAGAGGGACCCCUGAGACACGGAGAGAGCGAGAGACUGAGCUGCUUGGGGUCGAGGAGCCUGCUGCCUGUAACUCUUCUUUGGAAACCUCCCACCCUCCUUGCCCGCCAAUGGGCCGAGAGGUUUCUGCAACCAAAAAGAUUUUUGAAAAGACACAAAACAAUGGGAUUGACUUGCCCUCUCUUUGGAAGAUAAACCCUCACACCCCUCCUAGGACAGACUUUACUGAGCAAAAGAGACAGGGAAGUAUCAUUCGCCAUCGUGUGACCUUGCCCCAUGACUAACAUUGGCACUUAAGACGCUUGUGCGUACCAUGGAGGAUGGGGAUGUGGCAGAGUUUUAAAAACUCCUGAGAUUUCGAUGUGCCAGAAACUCUUCAAGUUGUUGUAGCGGUACCUGUGUCGAGGUUUCAAGGUGCUACGUGGGAUUAGACGACCCAGUUGUUGACACUGGUUUUGCAUUAUCUGUACACAUCCAUCAGACUCUCUGGACAACCACUUUUUUUGUAUAUGUGUGUUUGUGUUUUGUAUGUGUGUGUUUUUUAAACGUUGUGCUGUAUGAUCCCUCAAACCUUCCAAAGGCGGGAGAAAAAUGCUUCCGGAGGUGCCUGUGAUGUCUCAAUGCGACCUUUGCUCUCAAUCUCUUCCCACACCUCCUCUUGCUCCCCAAGCAGUGCCUGUUUGUGUACUGCCCCCUCACUCUGAAUGGAGAGCCGCAAUAAGUUGACUGUUGCCGAGUAUUGGUUGCAGGGGCUGACACACCAGUACCUUGCGGAUUCAGACAACGCUGUAUCAUCUUUUGAGCAAUGACAGUUGCCUUUUUAAGGGAAGGUCGCUGUAGUUGUUGGUUUGGCAGGGCUGCAUGUGCGUGUCGAGAGCUUGAGUUGACAUGGUUUUAAGCUAUUCGAUGGGGUGGCAGGGAAGUAUUCCUAUUGCCAACAUCGCCAUGCGACACAACUCUGGUCCCGAGGCUCAGUUGGAAAAGGCACAGAGCAGCUGGGAAUGUGAUGGCAGGUCAACCGGGGCUGCACUGAGCUGUUUGACCACAGCUUCAGGACAGUGACUUGAUGGGAAUCCUCAAUCGGCCUUUGCACCCUUUUCCCUCCCCAUUGAAUAAGAAAGAGACUCUCCCCUGCUGGCUGUCAUGCAGUAUUGUGGGCCAUGUAUCUUGAGCGAGAGCCCAAUCACGUUUACCUGUGAUACUUCCCAGAGUUCAGUGGCCUGUCUGAAUUCGUGCCAUCUGAGGGUCGGCCACAUGAGGCGAUUGAGGGUAGUGUCUUGUUUCCAAAAAGGUCAGUUGCCAUGUGAGAGGAGGGGAGAAGGAUUGGGAGUGAGGGAUUCUCACUCAGUGAGUGGAUUUUUGUCACCCUCUUCUUGGGGUUGCUGUUUGAAUCUGUGAUGGAUCAGAUAAGUCAUUUGUCUUUGUGAAGUUUAUCUUUUGCUCUGUGUUACCGUCGAACUCAAGCAACAUAUUAAAACCCCCAACUGACGUGCUUUCAUGUCUUUUAAGAAUAGUGUGUGACACCUCGAGGAUGAGGUGGAGAAAAGUUCUGUCAUUGAUCAGCUCACGAACCACAGCACUGAGCCUUUCAGAUGAAGAUGGAUUGAGCUGCCCCUGAGUGCUGGCAUUAUCUGUACCCUGCAAGACUCUGUAGAGUCCACAGCAUUGGUCGGUGUUUUUGCAAUUGGAACCACAGUCACUCAGGCUACUUCAGAUGUGUCCUCUGACCCACUUGCUGUCACUUGUGUGACCAGUUUGGUGCACCUUCGAAGGGCAGUGUGAGUCUGACUUGUAAGUGGGGGAGAUAUUAAUAAAUAUUGUAAGGGGAGUGGAGAACUGUGGUGUCUGCCAUUUUGUUUGAUUACCUCUUCUUGAGUGUGUUUAAAAUGCUACUGUUUUUUUUCUGAAAACAAAAAUUAUGAAGCUACUGCGCCAUUGCAAGUAACAGUGAGCAUUUGAAGAGGUUUUCAUUUUGUGAUCUGAUACCAGUGUGUUGUGCGUUCUUCAUGUGAUUGUACCGGCUGUUUCUUCCCCCCCUCUGUUGUAAUAAUCUGUAAUUACCUUAGCUUGUGAUAAUCAUGGUUUAACAGAAGAUUUUUUUUAUAUUUAAAUUCAAAACCCCUAUGAAAUAAAACCCUUUUUAACUGGGA